Mytilus trossulus (common blue mussel) is the source of this 1248-nucleotide messenger RNA. RefSeq names its product carbohydrate sulfotransferase 1-like. The record is from RefSeq and is a predicted model, not a curated record. The transcript has 3 exons. Gene Ontology annotation, molecular function: N-acetylglucosamine 6-O-sulfotransferase activity. The coding region runs from base 1 to 981 and encodes 326 amino acids. Lineage: Eukaryota; Metazoa; Mollusca; Bivalvia; Mytilida; Mytilidae. Gene Ontology annotation, biological process: N-acetylglucosamine metabolic process; sulfur compound metabolic process.
AUGGAAUCUGACGUCAUUUCAUACAAUUCAUUAAGGACAAAAAGCGUUUAUACAGCAUCCAAGAAUUUCCAGAAAGAUGGAAUAUCAGAAAACAGAAUGUACCAAACACCUUUCAAAGCAAAGAAUUCAGAUGAGAAAAGUGACGUGAUGUUAUUUGCAUAUGCACGAGGAGGAUCAACGUACGUAGGUCACAUGCUUGGACAGCAUGAACAUUCGUUUUAUUUCUACGAACCUCUGUUCGACGAAGAAACACGUCACCAAUACUGCAGAAAUGGAUCGGUGUGUGAAUUCAAUAACCCCUCUUGCAGGCCGGUUAACACGAAUAUAAUGAAUAAAUAUUUAGAUCAAAUAUCAUUAGUAUAUCAGUGUGCAGAUAAUGUAUUGAAUAGAACCAGGCAGUGGCAGCGAAUUUUCGGAGGUAAGAAAUGGAACCGGAAAGAGACUCGUCAAAUGCAUUGUCUCCGGUCGCAACUUCGAGUAGCCAAAGUGUUGCGUAUUGCAGGAGACUUAUUGGAAAAUUUAUUAGUUAAGAACUCAAAGCUUAAAGUGAUAUAUUUAUACAGGGAUCCAAGGGGCAUUAUUAAUUCAAGAUUAAAAGCAUGGGAAGAUUUUAAUACAACUGAAGAUAUAGCUUUUGCCGUUUGUCAGAAAAUGAAUAUUGAUUCGAAAAACAUAUUUAAUUUAAAGAAAAAAUACCCUGAAAGAAUAUUCACUGUAGCAUACGAAGCUGUAGCCAAAUAUCCACUAAAAAGCGCAAGAAAUUUAUUCAAAUUUUUAGAUGUCAAUGUAUCAAAAGAAUAUCAAAAUUUUAUUUCCAAGAUGGGAAAUAGAAGUGAAAAGGAAGAUAAAAAAUGGAAUUCAGCUUUCCGAUCAGAUGGGUAUGCGACAGCAGUAAAAUGGAGAAAAGAACUGUCAAAGAAAGACAGGAAAAUUAUUGACAUAUCGUGCAGAAAUGUUUAUAAACAACUCGGAUAUCCCUGAUAACGUCUUGAGAAAGUGCAUAUCACGUAACUAAUAGUGUGAAAAAACCUAGCAGUUUAUUUAGGUUGCUAGGCACAUCAUUUACGCAUAAAUAAGAUAUUGUGUACCAGUCAGAUUUACAAUUAGACAAAUCUUAGGUGGUUAUUUUUUCUUUUAGUUUGCAAAGUAUACUCGAUUCAACUAAAUUUUUUAGUAAAAGUUAAUAAUGUGUUUUUGUAUUUAUUGAUCCUUUACCGCGUUGUUUCAUCUAUUUGUUCGGGAGGUCGA